Molecule: messenger RNA, 1068 nt
Organism: Pelobates cultripes (western spadefoot toad)
Lineage: Eukaryota; Metazoa; Chordata; Amphibia; Anura; Pelobatidae
Source: the annotation of a GenBank genome assembly
AUGGGACGUACCAAGAGAGCCCAGAUGACCCCCUCCACGCCGAGAACACAGGGGACCGGCUCGCACCCCUCCAUCCGCAGCUACCUCCACACACCAGGGGAUUUCCUCUCCCAGGAGGAGGCCUCCAACAUGGCGCCCUCCUCCCCGAGCUCCACGCUGUCGGAGGAAUACCCGCGCACUGACAGCAGCCGGCAAGCCCCACAGACACCAGACUGGUACACACUGUUCACGUCCCUGCCGAAAAAGGAGGACUUCCAGACACUACUGGAUGAGGUAAAAGCCACCCUGCGCACAGAGAUCUCAGCCCUAGGCACCUCACUCACAGCGCUUGAGACAAGGGUACAGGCACUAGAGACACAGGGCCCCAACCCACACUGCCCUGCUAUACAAGCUACAGAGGCCCACUCCAGGCACAUACAAGAUCUGCGCCUCCACAUAGAGGACCUUGAUAACCGCAGCCGCAGGCAUAACAUCAGGGUAAGAGGCUGCAGAGAAUCUGACACAACAGAAGACGCCAGGGCCACGCUGACCCCGAUUUUUAAUCGCAUACUGGGCAGACCCAGGGACGCCCGCAUCCACAUGGACAGGGCACACAGGGCACUAAGAUCCAAGCCCCCCCCGGGUGCUCCCCCCAGGGACUUAAUUUGCCACAUACCAGACUUCCAACUAAAGGAAGAAAUUAUGAGAAAAGCACGCACAGAAAGAACCUGGAGAAUAGAGGGACAGGCGAUAGAACUUUACAAUGACCUAUCCCACCUCACCCUACAGGCCCGAAGAGCCUUGCGGCCCCUCACCGCCGCCCUGCAAGACGCCCAAAUCCGCUACAGAUGGCAAUUUCCUUUCGCCCUCUCAGCCAGACAGGGCACCACAGAAGCAGUAAUUCGCACGCCGCAAGAUGUACUGGCCUUCCAGGAGGCUCUAAACCUCCCUCGCACCCCUAUUUCGGACUGGACUGCAUGCCCGCUUAAUGAACGCCUCACAGGGAGGCCAACACAACGUACCAUCCACCAGGGGCCCGACAGGGACGCCCCGCGCACCCAUCACCGACUAAUUGACCCUGAGGAAUAA